AUGGCCCCAACUGACCUAAAAUGGAGUUUGUCUCAGGCCAAGACUCUUGCCUACUCUUUGAUGGUCUUCCUGAGUCUGCACACAGUCACAGGAAUGUCCGGAUGGGAUGGAUGUUUGGAUGGUCAGGAUGUAUUUGCAACAGUCAGAGAAAACAGCCUUUCAGGAGAAAUUGUUGCUGAACUCAUGACCGACACCACAAUGGAGGGGGUUCAUUGGAGCCUGAAUGGGAAAGAUGCGGAUUGGUUCUGGUUGGAUGGAAGAAACAUCCGGCUCAACACAUCAGCUGAGAAGGUCCUCGACCGAGAGGUGCAGGGUCCCGUCCUGAUGGCUGAGCUAUCAUGUCAAGAGGACGACAGUCUGCAGAGUGUGUACAGGAUCAUGGUGGAGAUUCUCAAUGAGAAUGAUAAUUCACCUGUGUUUGCAGAAGACACUGUCCAGUCUCUUAUUAUGAGUGAGCUGAUUCCAGUGAAUACACUCGUCUUUACUGUCCAGGCAACAGAUGCAGAUAACGACAAGAUCAUUUACUCAAUUGACCAGUCAACAUCUGAUGCAGAGUACUUCAAAAUCGAUCUUCCAAACAGUGGAGAGGUGAUCCUGUCCAAGCCUCUAGACUAUGAGACCAAAACUCAGCUCACUAUCACCAUUCAUGCCUCAGAAAUGAGCACAGCUGAGCGUUUCAACACCAGCACCACCAUCACCAUCACCAUCCUGGAUGGAGAUGACCAGUACCCACAGUUCCUGCCCUGCACACUACUCUUUCAGGAUGACACCAGUCGUGUCUGCACCAGCCCCGUAUACACAGUCAAUGUCACAGAGGGGCAAGAGGACAUUGUUUUGGACUUCUCUCCUGGCCCCAUUCAUGCAAUAGAUGGAGACAGAGGACUCAACUCCCCAGUCAGCUAUGCCAUCAUCUCAGGGAACGAUGAUGGGCGUUUCUUGAUGGACAGAGAGACAGGAGAAGUGAGACUGACUCAGGCGGUGAAGGACAGACUAACAACUCCAACGUCACAUCUUCAGGUCAUGGCAUACCAAGACAAUGACCCCAGGAAGUACUCUGUUGCUACAGUGUUGGUCCAUGUUGUGGCAGUGAACCAGUUUUACCCAAAGUUUGACAUGGCUGCAUACAACGGCUUUGUAAGUGCAGGAAAGAGUACCAUCUCCCUAGUCAUAACCUACGGCAGCAAAGCACUGAUGUUACAUGUACAGGACCAGGACUUCAAGGAUGGCUUCAAUCCCAUGAUCCACUUCACUUUCAGCCCCACAUCCAAUCACACAGACAUCUACCAGGUCACACAGGAGGGGCUUCUGAUUGCCAUGACCAAUGAGCUCAAACCAGAACAGAAACACUUUCUUGAGAUCAUGGCUAUAGACAAAGAGUCGGGCGAUGCCACCUUUACUACUGUGGUGGUGGAGGUGUUAUCUGAAGGACAAUCAAUCCCUAUGAGUCCGCUGGGAGAUGAACAUCUGAUAAGCUGCACUGUGGGGAAAGCGUUGUUCCUGAGCAUGGUGUUCAUGACUAUACUUGGAUGUAUCCUGUGUCUGAUAAUGUGGCUGAAGAAGAGACACAAAGGGCAUAAGGGCCCACUGGAGAGAGGCUGUGUGGCCCAGGGCAAACACCCCAAUGUGGUGAGAUGA
Messenger RNA from Scomber japonicus (chub mackerel), 1635 nucleotides. Its product is annotated as cadherin-related family member 5. The record is from RefSeq and is a predicted model, not a curated record. NCBI's taxonomy places the organism in Eukaryota, Metazoa, Chordata, Actinopteri, Scombriformes, Scombridae. Gene Ontology annotation, molecular function: calcium ion binding; cadherin binding. The transcript is spliced from 13 exons. Gene Ontology annotation, cellular component: membrane; adherens junction; catenin complex. Gene Ontology annotation, biological process: cell morphogenesis; multicellular organism development; cell-cell junction assembly. The coding region runs from base 1 to 1635 and encodes 544 amino acids.